AUGGAGAGAAAAUGGGAAGAAAGACUGAAGAAAGUUGAAGAACUAGCAUCUUACUAUGAAAGAAACCCUCUUCUUCCAGUUUACAGACCAAAACUGUCCAAACCUUUUCAACCAUCCCCUGUUUGGAAAAUAUUUUGUCGUCAGGCUGAAGCCUUUCACUAUGUAAAAAACUGUGAAGAGGAUGUUCAUGUAUUUGCCUUGGAGAAGAACACACAAAAUGGACAGCGAUUUUACCUGGUGACAACGUACUGCGAGCUUUGGUUUUAUUACACCAAAGAUUAUAAAACAAGUCUGAUGCAUUGCUAUGAAGUAAUUCCGGAAAAAGAUGCUUGUAAACUUUAUUUUGAUUUGGAGUUCUACAAACCAUCAAAUCCUGAAGCUGAUGGCAAGAAUAUGGUUGCAAAGUUAAUUAAGCUUGUCAGCAAAAAGCUAGAAGAAAUCUAUGAUGUUAACUGUUCAUCCAAAGAUGUCUUGAAUUUAGAUUCCAGUACUGAUGAAAAAUUUAGUCGACACUUGAUAUUUCUACCCCACAAGACUGCAUUUAAGAAUAAUAUCCAUGUUGGUAACUUUGUGAGAACCAUUUUGCAGCCUGCUGUGGCGCUACUGGAGAGCGAAGCUGCUGCGCUGACUCCAGAGGGGCGAGCGAGCCGUGUUUUCCAGAGUUCUGCACCAACAGCUGGACUAGAGGGUGCUCUCAUAAACCUCCCAGCAGCAGAAGAUACAUCUAAGAGUUGUCCAUCUAUCGCUCAUGAAACAGCAGAAACUGAAAUGUCACAGCAGGGAGAAAACUCUGAAUAUUCCUUUCUAGUAGUAAAUGACAAAGAAGGACGCAAGCAACUUUUUGUGGAUCUAGGAGUUUAUACAAAGAAUAGAAACUUCCGGAUGUAUAAGUCAUCAAAAGCAGGAAAAAACGUGAUUCUGAAGAUUGCAGAGGAUAAUAAGUUUGUCCCUACAUGUCAAAAGAACAUUUCUUUGGAAGAAGCAUACUUUCUUUCCUCUUUGGUUUGCAAUGUUGGGUCUGGAGAUGACACAAAAAUUCUGACCUCUGAUGCCUCAGAAGAGGAAAGAAAAACAUCUGCUUUUUUAAACAGCAAAACUACUAGAAGUGCUAGAGAGUCCAUUGAAGGCUAUCAGGAGUCACCGUAUCCAGAAAUUGAUUCUUUUGUUCGCUCUUUGGUUAAUAAAGAUGGGGUGCAAGGAGGGAUACGGCAAUGGAACUAUUUCUCUCUGGAGGAAAUAAUCGUAUAUGAUAUUUCUGGUUACCGCUGGUGUGAAAAUAUUGGGAGAGCUCACAAAAGUAACAAUAUAAUGAUAUUGAAGAUAAAGAAAACAGGCCGUCUUAAAAUUCAUAUUGAGUGUUUUCCAUUGCCACCUAGGAUCUGUCUCCCUUUUCUUUUCAAAGAGGAGGAAGAAUAUGCAGUAAUGGAUGAAAGUGAGAACAAAGAGGGGCAUUCUGACCCUACAGAUGUGUCAAAAGGCUCAGCAUUUCAAGAAAACUGCGUGUCUAGAGACCUCCUGCUGGGAGACAGCGCAUGGGAGCACGCAAACGACGAUGCCUGGUUCCUGGAAGCUACUGAUGAUGUGGAGCUAGCUGAAGCUGCGAGUGAUGGUCUGAAUGGUGACACAGAAGAAAUUCCUGAUGAAGUUCUUCUGGAAGCUGUACGGAACCACGAUUCCUCUGCCAAGAACCCAGCUAACCUGCGGCCCGGCUAA
This is a messenger RNA of Tinamus guttatus (white-throated tinamou), 1713 nucleotides long. Lineage: Eukaryota; Metazoa; Chordata; Aves; Tinamiformes; Tinamidae. The record is from RefSeq and is a predicted model, not a curated record.